AAGGAGCAGCCGUUUUCAUUUGUCUUGAAGGUGGGUUUACAACUUCCAGAUGGGCAACCACAAUAAAUUAGGAAACAAUAAAAAGAGUGAACCCUCAAAUUUCAUCUGCCAGAUUGAAAUGAAGUGUGUCUCAGAUUGGAAGAAACCUCAAAUUUUACCUGCAAGAGUAGGAAUUCAAACAUCUGUCAGUAACACAUUACUUGUCUUCAUGUGAUUCAACUCCCAAUGGUUUCCAAGCUGCCUAUAUCUCAAUAUUUAAUCAUCACCCAAAGUGUUCUAAGUUUCCAUCCCCAUUUGCUGCUCCCUUAUCUUCACUUGUCCGUAAAUUAAAUCUCACCCAACCCUUAGCUUGAUUGCAAUUGCUCAAUCUUUGCUUGAUUGCUCAUCAUCGAUUGCCCUUCUCACCCAAGCCAUGCCAACCCUGCAAGAAUCCUUCGCUUAAAAGCCCCCACACGCGCAUCGACCCCACGCCCUCCCUCCUUCCCCAAACCCCACCGCAAACACCACACCAUCAGACAUGCAAAGUCUACCUCCUUUCCUCUUCUUCUUCUUCCUCCUCCUCCUCCUCUCCUCCUUUCUGUCCCCCUCCCUCUCCUCGCAUGUGUCCGACGACAUCGAGUUCUGGUGCAGCAACACGCCGCACCCGGAGCCGUGCCGAUACUACCUCGCCCGCAACCCUUACCUCGGCGCCCCCAAGGACAAGGCCCAGUUCUAUAAGCUCUCCCUCCGGCUCGCCCUCGACCUCACCCUCCGCGCUCAGAGCCAUCUCAAGCGCCGCGGUCCCGUCUGCCGCCGCUCCCCCGAGAAGACCGCCUGGCUCGACUGCUGGAAGCUCUACGCCAACACCGUCCUCCAGCUCAACCGCACCCUCGCCCCCCCGCCCGGUGCCGGCUGCACCGCCUUCGACUCCCAGACGUGGCUCAGCGCCGCGCUCACCAACAUACAGACCUGCCCCAAGGGAUUCCGCGAGACCCGCACCUCCUCGGAGCUCAUCGGCCCGGUCGUGCGGUACAACGUCUCCGACCUCGUCAGCAACUGUCUCGCCAUCAACAAGCCCGCCGCCGCCGAUGCAUACCGCGGAAGGUUCUCCAGCUGGACGACGUUCGGUAACCGGAGGCUCCUGCAGCUCUCGGCGGCCGCGGACCUCGUGGUGGCCAAGGACGGCUCAGGCAACUUCCGAACCAUUAAGGAAGCUCUCGAUGCUGCGUCGAAGCGGAUGCAGGGCAGGAGGGACUCCAAGUUCGUGAUACGCAUCAAGGCUGGUGUGUACAACGAGUACCUGCAGGUAGUCAGCAGCUUGAGCAAUCUCGUCAUGGUCGGCGACGGCAUCGGGAAGACGAUUAUUACCGGAAGCAGGAGCGUUGCCAAUGGCUACACCACCCUUAGCUGUGCAACCUUCAGUGUGUUUGGUGAUGGAUUCGUAGCGAGCGGGAUCACGUUCAGGAACACAUUCGGUCCGGGGUCGCAAGCGGUGGCGCUGCUGUCGGCGUCGGAUCGCUCCGUCUUCUACCGGUGCAGCAUCGAGGGAUACCAGGACACGCUGUUCGUGUACACCCAAAGGCAGUUCUACAGGGAGUGCGACAUAUAUGGCACCAUCGAUUUCAUCUUCGGCAACGCGGCGGCGGUGCUCCAGCGCUGCAACAUCUACGCGAGGCGGCCCCGCCACGGCGAGUCCAACGUCAUCACGGCCCAGGGCCGCAGCGACCCCAACCAGAACACCGGGAUCGUGAUCCAGUCCUCCAACAUCAAGCCGGCGACGGAGCUCCUGCCGGUGCGGCGGACGGUGAGGUCGUACCUCGGGAGGCCGUGGAUGCAGUACUCCCGCACGCUCUACCUACAGAACUACAUCGACAGCAUCAUCGACCACGCCGGGUGGCUGCCGUUCCGGGGCAGCUUCGCCCUCAGCACCUUGUACUACGCCGAGUUCGAGAACACCGGGCCGGGGGCGAGGAUGUCGAGGCGGGUAAAGUGGCCAGGCUACCACGUCAUCCGGCGGGCGUCGAUCGUGCGCCCCUUCACGGUGGGGCGGUUCAUAGCCGGCGGUUCAUGGAUUCCGUCCACCGGCGUGCCCUUCAACCCGAGCUUGUGACUCCGUAGCUCGCAUUCUUACUAGAAUAGCUUUGUCUGCAUUCACCAUCGCAACGUUUUUACUGCGUCUCAUUGUAAACCACAAGCAAUAAGCAGAAUGGAAUGUCGCCAUGAAGCGUAUG
Messenger RNA from Musa acuminata AAA Group (dessert banana), 2210 nucleotides. RefSeq names its product pectinesterase-like. Bases 518 to 2089 code for a protein of 523 amino acids. The record is from RefSeq and is a predicted model, not a curated record. NCBI's taxonomy places the organism in Eukaryota, Viridiplantae, Streptophyta, Magnoliopsida, Zingiberales, Musaceae. Gene Ontology annotation, molecular function: pectinesterase inhibitor activity; pectinesterase activity. Gene Ontology annotation, biological process: cell wall modification. The transcript has 2 exons.